Molecule: messenger RNA, 1216 nt
Organism: Paramecium sonneborni
Lineage: Eukaryota; Ciliophora; Oligohymenophorea; Peniculida; Parameciidae
Source: the annotation of a GenBank genome assembly
AUGCAAAUGCGAAAGUGCUUUCUUCAUCCUCAAUAGGAAAUAAAAUUCAUAGUGUUGAAUGCUCAAUGUUAACAUUUCACUCGAUUAGUAUGUUCAUAAUGUAUAGAUGAAUUCUAAUUGGAUUAUCAAAGACAUGGAGUUUAAGAAUUAACAAAGGUAUGUUUCAAAUUUAUUUAGAUUGAAUAAUAAUUGUGCAAAAUAUUCUUUCCUUUAGUAAAGGAUGAAAAUGUGAAACAAAUGAUAUUCGAUUUCUAUUAGACUGAAUUCUUUACUAUAUCUGAUUAAUAUUAGAAACUAAGAGAAAUUUGUUAGAAUAGUAUAGAUUUAAUAGGUGCUUUGGUUAUUAAACUUGAUGCUUUGAUUUAGUAAGUCAAAGUUAAGUAAAUAGUUUUUGUUUAACAAGUAUUAAAAUAUAUUUGAUGUGUAGACUUUUUAAUUCAAUAAGAUUAAAGAUUUGUUUGUUGAUUUACAUUAAGCUAAAUCUAAAGAUAUCUAAUCAAUUAUUCAAUAGAAAGUGACUGAUUAUUUUAGAUAUAUAAGAAGAUUAACACCUGAGUAGGUUCAUACAUAGAUUUAACAAUAAAAACAAGAGAAUUCCUCAGAUAUAGAAUCACUGUAAGUAGAUGAUAUGAUUACAUCUUACUAAGCAAUAAUAACAGCGAUGAGAGAUUUAGAGAUACGUAAGGUUUCAAAAGUGGCUAAACCAAUUUCACAAUAAGGUUGUGGUUCUCUUUUAUAGACAUUAGAGUAGAUUAUUAGUAAGAAACAUAAUGAGUAACUUAAGGCUGAGUUGGUUUAUAAUCAUAAGGAAGAUUAUGAAAAGGUUUAGCUAUGGAGUAAAUUAUCAGGAUAAUCAAAUACUCUUGUUAUUUGUAAACAGAAGAAUUCAUAAUACUUUGGUGGUUAUACUCCAUCUUAAUGGUAGUAUGGAUUUCCUGGUAAAGAUCCGCAUCUUAUUACAUUUUUAUUUUAAUGUCAUGGAUAAGAAUUGAGAAUACAUACUAUCAAUAGAGAACUUAAAUAAAGAGCAAUAAAUUGUGCAGUUAAACAUAUGGAAUUUGGAUAAAAGAAUUUAGUUAUAGCUACAGAUUUUUCAAGAGUAGAAAUGAAGAUAUUUCCAGGAUUUUCUGAAUAAUCAGAUAAGUAUCAUGUUUGUUAAACAGUAUCAGAUGAAUAAGAUGUAUUUAAAGUAUAUGUUUUAAAAAAAAUCUUUUGA